GCAGUGUCCAAGUCUCCGAAAAUCUGCUACUGGCUAGAUAUGCGUUAAUAGAUAAAUGCGAUUAUGUGGCUCAGUUUAUGCUCUAAAUGAGGGAAUACUAUUAACGCGUAUAAGUGUAUAUCUGUUCUGUUUAAUGAAAGUAUAGCUUUUUAUUAUAGCGUUAGUGUUCUGGCAAGAAAUAGAAACGGAAAUGUCUGUGUUUAUGGAUUUAAACAUCUUGGCCAUUACUGACAAGAAGAAACUUCAAAGUACGAUAGAGACAGCAGCUCAUCUUGGUUACUCCACAGUCGCAAUAAAUUAUGUCGUGGAACCACAACAGAAGAAACAGCAAAUUCCUAAGCCCGAGUCUGUCACAGAGCUGUUUGAGAAGUUCCCAAUAGUGCAGGGUAAAUCCAGGCCUAUUAAAGUGUUGAACCGUUUGACUGUGGUUGCCACUGAUGCCUCACACUUUAGGCCAUCCAAUGAGUACAAAAGCUUUGACAUUUUGGCUGUGUAUCCCAAAACAGAGAAGCUCUUCCAUGCAGCCUGCAUGACCUAUGAUGUGGACAUCAUCUGCAUAGCAGUGACAGAAAAGCAGCCCUUUCACUGCAAAAGGUCACCUGUGAAUGGAGCCAUUGAGAGGGGAGUGUCCUUCGAGAUAAGCUACACAGCAGCCAUCCGGGACUCCACCAUGAAGAAAUACACCAUCGCAAAUGCCAUCAACUUAACGGAAGUAUGCAAGGGAAAGAAUGUCAUUCUUACCAGUGGAGCGGAGGUGCCUAUCGAGUUGCGUGGCCCGUACGACAUUGCCAAUCUGGGCCUAGUGUUCGGCCUGUCUGAGGGUGAUGCUAAAGCUGCCGUCUCCACUAACUGCCGAGCUGUCGUACUGCACGGAGAGACGCGUGCAACAGCACUGGGCAUAAUCCACACGAUGAAGAGGAUGCAGCCUACUGGCCAGGAGCAAGAGGAAGAAUCUCCGGCUGCGAAGAAGGCCAAAGUCGUAAAGGUUUAGUGCAGACUCAGGAUGGGAGCAGAGUGCAGUUUGAUGUUUAUUCGGCCCACUGUUUUGCAUUAUUUAUUCAUGACGACCUUUUUUUCUCCCUGUUGUCUAAAUGGGUAUCUUGAAGCUCCUGAGUUAUCUGAUUUUCUGUAUUCUUUUUUUUAGUAGUUUGCUUCUAAAAGGAUGAAAAAUCAAAUAAAAUAAUAGGAGCCAGUGAAAACAGUGUUUAUUCAGUAAAAUUAACAAUUUCAAGAAACAAGAUCUAUGAAAUAGUUUACAAAAGCAAGAAAAAAGUAAGCAUUAAGAGCACCCCUUUUGUGAAUAAUAACAUUUUGAAAAGAAAUCAGAUACAAUGGCAUAGUCAGACACAGCACACAGUGUGAGGCUAGGUCACAGAGUAACGUUCCACAUUCAUGACUAAACUACUCCAGCACGCUGCAGGGCAAGCACCAGGUAUGAUUUUUUUUUUUCUGUAGCUUUCGUAAUCUACCACCAACCACGAGUCAAUUAAUGACGCGCCACUGUGCCAUGCCGUACUAUUCUCAAACCCUCACAAAUACCUCAUAUCUUUGUUUUACUUUAUGAAACAAUUAACUGACCAGAAUUAGUUUGCUACGACAAAAUGAAUACACCAUCUAAAGCUUUGUCCUUUGUAAAAGCAUUGGAAUCAAACAUUCAGCCUAUUGGCUCUGCAACAACAGACAGUAAUGCACAGCUCCGGCUGUGAUGUUUCCACAGUGGUUUGUCACUGGUUAACCUGUUCACUUGGCUUGAGAUUUUCGUUGUGCUUUAAACUAUCAAGGAUGGUUUUGGUGUCACACCGCCACUCCAAAAUCACCUGUAUGUCCAUAGGUGAUUUCCCCCCCUGCAGUGAAAUAAGUCAUGUGCCAGAUUUAAAAAACGAAACUGCACGUUUGUGACUAUUUCUGCCCUUCUUUGUUAUAUAAUGCAAAAUGCUAUAGCAGUUUUUGUAAAGAGGUCCAAAUAUUGGAAUAGGUCUCACGUAUAAGUGAAGUGAAAUCCCAUCAUGCAAAUCCAUUGUCACCUCGGUGCCUUGACAUGUUUGUAUUAGUGCCACUAGAUGUCAGUAUGGAGAUUCUAAAACCAAGCACUUUAAAAAACAAGCCGUGUAUGGAUUUGAGGCGGUUUUGCUUUUAGGUAAUUUUCUGCUUGAAUCGCAAUUGAUCCAACUUUAAAGAUACACUGAAAAAGGGGUAGGGCUUGUCUGCAUGCCACAGUUAGUUAGUUAGUUUAAAAAUAUAUAUUUUCAGUAGGUAAUAUCUAAUGCAGGAGAGCUCAGGGCUUAGUAAAAGUGUCUAAUCUGUGUCUGGAAAAAAACCCAAAAUACCCUUACAUAGUUCUUCAGUUUGGGAUUGACUCCAUGUAUUAGCAGUAACUGAAUGAGUCAGAAUCUGUUCUGGUGGACAGUGUUGUGCAUCGGGGUGUCCCCCUCCUGAAGAGGGGGGUGUGAAGAAACUCAGCACGGCUUUUAACGUGACGUAGUAGAAACAGUCAUAAGGCCAUUAGUGCCACCUCACUGUGCCUGCCCCGUAGUGGAUAAGGUGCUCGGCACAUCCGUAGUGGCCUGCCCACACUGCCCCGUGGAGAGGGGUACUCGGCAGCCAAAGGUGCAAGGUUAGAGGGAGACAUUCGAGAAGGAGGGUGCCAUUUAAUAAUAGCAUCAGCUGAUGGCAGCACUAAGAUCACGGACACAGAGGGUGGCUGGGCUAGUGCCUGUUACCUUGUCUCUUGCGUCAAGGUUGCUACAAUGAUGCAGGAGCAGCUCUAGUAUGGGCAGGCUCCCUCCCUGGCAUGCCCAGUGAACCACAGCUGCAUCAAGCUGGGGAGCAAUAUAAUACUGAGGUAGAGGCUCAGGAGAGGAGGAUUACAGUGAGGUAGAAAAGCUGAAUAGGAGGAUUACAGUGAGGCAGAGAUGUUGGAUAGGAAGAGUACAGUGAGGUAGAAAAGCUGAAUAGGAGGAUUACAGCGAGGUAGAGAUGUUGGAUAGGAAGAGUACAGUGAGGUAGAAAAGCUGAAUAGGAGGAUUACAGCGAGGUAGAGAUGUUGGAUAGGAAGAGUACAGUGAGGUAGAAAAGCUGAAUAGGAGGAUUACAGUGAGGUAGAGAUGUUGGAUAGGAAGAGUACAGUGAGGUAGAAAAGCUGAAUAGGAGGAUUACAGUGAGGUAGAGAUGUUGGAUAGGAAGAGUACAGUGAGGUAGAAAAGUUGAAUAGGAGGAUUACAGUGAGGCAGAGAUGUUGGAUAGGAAGAGUACAGUGAGGUACAAAAGCUGAAUAGGAGGAUUACAGUGAGGCAGAGAUGUUGAAUAGAUGAAAUGAUGGAUGUAAAAAUUAGAUAAAUGUAUAAAUGCUGGCUAGAAAUGCAACAGUGGGGUAGAAGAGGGAUAUGAAAAGAGGAGCACUUUACUAUCUGGUGAACUGGUUUAUCCAUUAACACCUAAGCUGCCAUCACACCAAGUAACAGUGAAAAUGACAGGCCUUGAAUAGGAAUGUGCAAAGCAUGUGAAAUUGCAGUGUCUUACGUAAACAUUUUUUUCUUUUGCUAAUGUAGCCAAUGGUUGGAGGAAAACAUUCAAGGUCAUAAUGGGCACUGAUGUGUGGCUGGAAGCAGGGUUUUGGAUUUGUCAGCCAAUUGUUUUGUGUGAGUUCCAUUUUAAACUGUUCAGAUGCAUAGCAAAACUACAGUAAAUACUGACUUCAUUUACUAAUCUUUGACAAACUCAGGAUGGCUGGAAUGAAGACUGAGCAAAAAAAAGACAAAAACCAAUAAUGCUGAGCUCUGGAAUACUUGAUAAGGUUCAAGCAUUGCCUUGUCCUUGCUUUCAAUUAACAUCCCAGCUUGCAGCAGUCUUCUCACAAUCUCCAAGUUGCCUUGUAAACACUGUAGAGCUGUGCUUCGGAACUAGAACAUGCGCAAGAGAGAGUGAUUAUCAGCUCCAUGGAACUGUCAGAAACUGGCUGUAAAUUCGGAAUAACCAGAGCUGUGGGGUUUUUUGGCACUCACAUUAUCACAUGCAUUUGGGUCUGCCCCCCUGGCGAGAUAAUUCUCAAUCACUGGCAAUUUGUUGUCCACCACUGACUUUAGAAAGUCUUACACACAAAAUCAGACAAUGGAAACAAUAAGGAAUAAAUAUUGAAGGAUUUACUAAAAUCCCUAAUAAUUACGAACUUUUAAAAAAUCAAACAAGUUUCUCACCACUUUUGCAGGUGCUUGGUGUGCUUUGCAGUCAGGUGUCCAUUUUGCAAUCUUCCUCUAGUACCAGAAUCUUCGUGAGGUCUUUGAUACUACUGUGGUUUAACUAGCUAGAAGUGUCAGUCAGCCGAAGAAAGCAAAUGCAAUUUCUUAACAGCUAUACUGGAUUGCUGUAUUUCGUUGUUAUACGUGAGAGGUGAUUUGUGCUGUACAUUACUUAUGAAUAUAUUCCUAAUGGGAUAUUGAUGUGUUGGUCUGCCUCAGUAAUUUCAGUACCAUUGUCAAGGUUACUUUAGGGCGCAUCUCGUCUCUCCUGGCUGAUGGACUCAUAUUCACCUGCCAGAUAAUCCUAUUUUAAAGUGUCUUCUUGUUUGCUGUCACCAUAUUUAUUGGCAGUCACCUUUUAAAGAUAAAAGCAGUUCUUUGUGAAAUUGGAUAUGUAUCAUUCUUAUUGUAGAUGCAGGAAUGUUCUAGAUGUGCAGACUAAAGAGAAAUUAAUUUCUGGAGGCUCAGGCCAUGUCAUCAGUGAAUAAUUGUACCAUUAGAUCUGAAAAUCCUGGGCUCUGAAAUCCUAGGCUGUUCAGUUAUCUGUUCCUUUCUGCUUGUUUCACAGUAAGUGUGCUAUGGAUGUUUAGGUCUUUGUUAGAGAUGUAUGAUAUUCGCUGUUCAUAAAAAACAGACUAAUAUAGUGCAUCUGUUGGCUAACUGCUCCUGAUGUGUCACCUCUCUAAAUGCAUUAAAAAACAAAUGGGUCUUAUGAUAGAAAAUCUCUGAGAGGUUUUAGAAUUUUCCAAAUUUGAGAACAGGAACACAGUUAAACCACGAAUACAACACCUAUCAGCCCUUGAACUCAUAGUAUUCCCAUGUGUACCAAUUGGAGUGAAUGGAAAUCCAGUGAAAUGGCUGCCUAUUGAUUGCCCUUGUGCCAUAGAGGACCCAAGUUAAAUAUUCUGUUUGUGUGGGUGUAUACGCACUUCUGACGUUCUGUAAGAUGAUACCAGAUCAAAACAGUAAAUGUUUAAAUGAUAGCAUUCAGUCUAUGGGGUUUCAAAGUUCUGAGAGUGUAGAUCAGUUUUGUUCUUUGAGUUUCCCAGAGCCUGCAUGGCUCUGGAGUUUCCUAACUUGCUGCCAUAGCAACAACCGGCAGUGCAAACAGAUAUGCCAUUAAUGUCCAUUAACAUUAAAAUGUCUUGCCACUGGAAACGACAAAUCCUUAAUUUUGAUGGUCUGAAAGUGUUCAACAAAAUGAUCAGCGAGACUUCUAUUGGUUUCUCCAAUGUACAACUGAUUACAUUUCUUGCAAGGGAUACAAUAGACAAAUCCUGCAGGAAAGAGUGAUAACAACUGAUCCUUUUGUGAAAGUUAUUUUAGUGGCUGUGUUAAUACAUUGACAUGUUGCACAUAUAGAGUGGAUGCAGGCUACAGUAUCACAGUUAUUGUUCAACUACCUCAUCAGUGGGGAAUCCGUAAAACGGGAUGCUGUCUCUGCAUUGCCUUGGAUUUUAAAGUGUUUAAGUGGUGAUAAGUAAACAGCAAAGGAAUUCUUCUUGUCUUAAUAAUGGAUUCAUAAGUCAGGGAAUUUGUUUCACGAACAGGUAAAAGAUGAGCAUCAUCUAGGAUAUCUGUAGGAAAGCCACAUAUUCUGUAUGAAAAUUUUCACACAGUUCUAUAAUUCUCUGGAGGAAGUCUUCAUUCCCACUGAAAAUUAGUUUGAACCUUAAUAGCUUGAGUAAGAGGAUUUCAUAAGUUGGUCCCAUUUAAGUAACCACACUAAAUCUUUUCUGUGAGUAGUUGGAGUUAAACAUAAAGCAGUUUAGAGUUAACACAAAUAACAACAGCCUUGAGAAUAUCUGUGGGAGGGUUAUUUUCAAGUCUUGCAUCAAGAAAAUGCAAACUAAAGCUCUCGAAUAAUGAGGUGACCAUUUGGAAUGACCAAGUAUGAACCUUUAAUGCUCAUUGAAAAAAGUCAGGAGAUGGCAGGUAGUUGUUUUUGCAUGUGUUAAAUUUAGAAGGAACAAACUGAACUGCCACAUUUGGCACAAUUAACCAUAAUAUGCUCAUCACCCUGCUCUCAAACACUGGAAUUAUUAAAACGGUUCUUGAAUUGUUCACCUUCUAUAUUUCUAAUAGAUCACAUUUUGUUGUCUUUGGUAAACACAAAUGGCACACUGAUACCAAUGUGUUCAUUCAAGGUGUUCCCCAGGGAUCAGUCCUUGGUCAUCUCCUAUUUAAUCUAUAUGCUACCCCUUGACCAGAUUAUCAGCAGGCAUGAUCAUCCCUUCCACUGUCAUGCUGAUGACAUGUUUACAUUAACACUAAAGCUAACACCACCGUACCAGCUCAUGCUUUACUCUCUUGUAUCCAAGAUCUUAAACAGUAGAUGAACAUAAACUUCUGUUUUGUCAGGAUUUACUUAUAGGAAGUUCUACUUAUUGGUUCUAAAUCCAAAAUCUCAAAAUUCUCUGAUUUUAAAUUCAAUCUGGAUGUUGUCAAAUCCUCAUCUGUAGUUAGGAACUUUGGUUUCUUUUUGACUCCUCUCUCUUUUGAACUCCACAUCAAGUCCCUGGUUAAAAAUGCCUUUUUAUCUGCAGUAUCACUAGAUUUAGGCCCAUGCCCUUCAAACAAGAUGUUGAGACUCUGGUUCACACUUUCAUAUGAUCAAUAUGUUCAAAAUUCAGCCACAAGAAUUCUCUUACAUGUUAGAAAAUCAGCCCACAUCACCCCUAUUUUAUAUCAGUUAGACUGGCUCCUUGAAUGCAUUCAGUAGCAACUCCUCCUGCUUACGUUCAAAGCUCUGCCCGGUCUUGCGCCUCCCUACCUGGCUGAGCUCCUACACUCUUACUGGCCCAACUGAACACUUCGGUCCUUUAAUGCAAGUCGUCAGGUUUAGAUUGACCGCUGUAGGAGGCAGGUCUUUCAGCAUCAUGGCUGCAGUCCACCUCUCUCUCUGUCUCUGCUCUUCACUUUCCUCUUUCAAACCCCAGCUUAAAACACACCUCUUUUCUCAGCAUUUCUGUUAAUAGUUGUCAAUUGAUGUGUUCAUUUGUGUUAGUGUUUUCUUUAUUUUUCUAUUCAUCUGUAUUGUUAUUUCAAAAACGACCUUGAGAAGGCGAUAUAUACAGUAAACGUAUUAUUAUUAUUAUUAUUAUUAUUAUUGUUGUUGUUGUAGAAAAUGUGAAGAGCCUUUAACAUAUGUGGGUAAGGACUGAACAAUAUGCUGAAAAUGUCAAUAAACUGGAAUUUCUUUUGGGAAAGAAGAAGCAUAUACAAAAUGACAUCCAGGAUUGUUUUCCUUGUGAAUUUUAUGGAUAAGAUAAAAGCAGCUGUAGCAAGGAUUAUCUAUAAUAAGAUUCUGUGUGAAACCUGGGAGGUGUCCUGUUAAAAUGGCAUAAUUAAUAAUUGAGUGGAUGUGGGACUGUAACUGGAGUGAUGUCACAGCUGUUGUGCCUGUAAACGCUGGGAUCAGAAAACUGCUUGCAUCCGUGUAGUGAAUGUCUGCUCAAAACGACAACGGCUCCAGCUUUUAUCUGACGGCUCACUAACGGUGCCACUUCUUUUGUUUAUAGAUCUUUAAUCUAUAAAUCUUUAAUCUUCCUUUGUUACAUUUUUUUUGUUGCUUUGUUGAAAUAUAUGUUACAAAUUUCCUUUCUUUCGUAGGUAUUAAAAACCCCCAGAUAUUGUAUGUAUCUCAAGAAGGAGGUGUUCAGGAAGGCUUGGUGAGUUAUAUUUAGAUAAGUAAAGGUUUCCACAAGCACCACUGCUUGCAGAGUAUCAUGGACUUCUAUAAUAAAAUCAGCAUUUAACCUUAAACACAGAAAAAUGGCUUUAGUGUCAUUAAUGGACUUUAUUUAAUUAAAUGUAGUAUUAGUAGGCACUGGGGGUACAAAGUUUAGAGCUUUGGAUAGUACAGAUCUCUUUGUAAAAGUCAAUUUGGACUCAUUGGAAUAGUGACAACUUUCUUUUGGUUUUAAUAGGCAGGAGAAACAAUCUGUCCUGUAGUACUACUAUUAGCAUCAGUUUUCUUCAGCAAAGCCAACUUCUUGUUUUUAGUAUGAGCCAUGAAUUAAAAAAAAAAAAUCUGUUUGUGUUUGUUUAA
Molecule: messenger RNA, 8286 nt
Organism: Electrophorus electricus (electric eel)
Lineage: Eukaryota; Metazoa; Chordata; Actinopteri; Gymnotiformes; Gymnotidae
Gene: rpp30
Product: ribonuclease P/MRP 30 subunit
Biological process (GO): tRNA processing
Cellular component (GO): nucleolar ribonuclease P complex
Molecular function (GO): RNA binding
Source: RefSeq, a predicted model, not a curated record